AUGGAGACUCAGGGGUCCUUUUUGAACGGCGCGGAGCCUUCUCCCCCUCUUCCUGAUGCAACGAAAGAAGCGGAGAAAGAAGAGACGCGAGAAGGAGAAGGAGGAGAAGAAGAGCAGCAACAGCGAGUGGAAGAAGAAGAUUUCCCCGGGGAGGAGGAAAAGAAGGAAAGAAGUGAAAUGAACAAAGAGGAAGAAGGAGGAGACGAAGAAGCACCGACGACGACGACAACGACAAUAGAAACAGACGUGAAGAAGGCGAAGAAAAAGAAGAAAGGGAAGAAAGCAGUCUUCAACCAGGUUUCGCCGUUCGUGCGAAACGUCGUGAACCUUUUGCGGCAAGCCGAAUCGACGGAACCGUACUUCACCACGCCGACGUGGAGGAGAACGCCGUUCGAACCGAUUCCUUACAAAGCCUUAAAGAAGUACGAACCGGCGCCGGAUAUGCCAGAACUGGACGCGAAAUAUAUCGAAGAAAAGUUAAAUACGUCUUUACCACCCGGGUGGACGGACAUUCCGCCGAUUCCGAAGGAGUUCCAAGACGUGUUAGACGCGCACCGACAAAAUCGUGUUCCACUGUGUCCAUCACAAAAGUCAUCGGCGAAAGAGGAGACGAUUAAUGGUACGCACGAUUAUUGCAACACGAACGGGGCUAUCAACGGUACGACCGAUGUUGAAAAGCCGCAAACGCUUAGCUUUGAAGAGUUACCGGCGUGGGCGAAGUGGGCGCGACCAGAUGUUUCGAAUCACGUGCCCUUGAAACUGGGCGAAGAUAUCGAGAUUCGGCAUUUAUGGGGUAUGGACUGUUACACUCGCGCGGCGGUUCUGGCGGCAGUUUCGCAAGCAGAAGGAUAUCAGGGACCAGAAAAUAUCAAGAAACGAGAAAAGUUUUUGACGAAAAAGCUCAUGCCAAAGGUGCACGCGUUACAUGAAGAAGGUUGGGACAUGGAGAAAGCUGCGCAAAAUCUCGCGGAAGACUCGGAGAGAGAACGGGAUGUGGAAACAAAAGGUGCGGCAGAGUGUUUGAUUCGUGCAAUUAAAGAGAUUGACGAAGCCGAAGUGCACACAAAAGACGGGAAGAGAUCUGCGAAAGAUCCGCAACAAACGGGCGAACAAGCGCAGCAGCUCACAAGCGCUGCUUCAAAAUCAGGUCGAACUACCAGGAGCGGGAACAAUGAAGUCAUUACCACCACAACUACUGCUGCCGAUAUUAACAACAGCGGUUUCGAAGAAAGUGUAUUGCCGGCUGAAGAGGGACCUACCGAUGGAAUCGAUGCGGAGCGAACUCAAACGAACGGUGCGGCGACGGCAAUGGACGUCGACGAGAACGUCGACAUUGUUUCCGCUAAAAAUAGAGCGGAAGUGAAGAACGAAGAAGAAGAAGAAGAAGGAGAAGGAGAAGAGAUCGAUCCGCGAACUUUGCGGCGGCAUUAUCGAUUGCAUCCAAAAGGCGUAGGUGUGGUUUGCAUCCGUAAAGAAGGUUUACAACCGGGUAUGUUUGUUAAUCAUUAUCUCGGCGAGAUGUAUUCUCCCUGGCGAUGGUACGAACGUUGCGACGCGAUGAAGAAGCGCAAUCCCAAUCAAGAGCUUCCCUCGUUUUUUAAUAUCACUUUGGAGAGACCGAAAGAUGAUGUUCGAGGUAAAGAUACGGUAUUCGUAGAAGCCAUGCAUGAAUGCGAAUUUGCUUCUCGAAUGUCACAUUCUUGUGCGGGGAAUUGUCAAACCACGGUAAUUUCGCACGAGGGGAAGCUUUCAAUAGGAGUUUAUACCAACUCCAAGAUCGAAUGCGGCGAAGAGUUGUGCUGGGAUUAUUCGUGUGUGACGGAAAGCGAGAAAGAAUUUCGAGCGGCUAUUUGUUUGUGUUCGAGUCCUAACUGCCGUGGCUCGUUUCUUUCUUACGCGGGGAGUUCCACGUUUACCGCGGUGAUGAACGAGAAGCACAACUUUUUGCAUCGAAACGCUAUGCUCUGUCGAGCGUGCUCGGAACCGCUGACUGAUGAAGAUUUAGCUCUCCUCUCUGAUUAUGGCAUUCGAGAUUCCGCAUUGAAUACCCUCUCAGGUGAAAGAGCACCAGAUUGGCUCGUAAAGUGGGCAUCUUUGAUUUUGCGAUAUGUGCAAUUGGAGGAGAAAUUACUUCCCGAGGCGCUGUGCAAUCUGCCCAUGCAAAAGGGAGUGAAGUAUAAUCUAGAAGGGGCAAAGGCUGAAACCUACGGUGUCGUCGCAACGCGAUUACAGAAUAUUGUCGUAACACUCGACAAGAUCAAGUACUUCUUGAGACAACCUGAGCAGUCCGAUAAACCUUUCAUGCGGGAAGCUACUGAGGCGGAUAUCAUCGAACAUUUGUGGACAGGUUCAGAAUCGAUUCUCGUGCGCGCGAUUGGCGCACUCUCGAAAGCGUGCGGUAUACUGAAGAAUGUACCUCGAAGAAAGGGUUCGCGAGACACUAGGGCUGCCGUCGUGGAAACGAGCACUGCUCCUGCGGAAGUAUUACCACCGAAAGUUGAGGAGAUGGACGCGAAUCUUACGUUAACUACGACGGAGGAGCCGAUGAAAGAAGAAAAAAUCGAAGAAGAAGAGGCACAGAAAGAAGCGAGCCAGGGAGAAAAAAUAUCAGAUGAAAUUGUGACGACGACGGCGGCGGGGACGACAACGACGACAACGACGACGGCAACUCUCACAAUCGCGACUGUAACAGAAGAAGGAGAAAGAGCGAAUGAUUUUGCUCCAACUGUAACAGAAGAGAUCACGAAGGAACAAAAUUCUGGCCCAGUGGAUGACUCAACUGCGGACGACCACGCUAUUGCUAUGGCGUUGUCGGAAGGAUACGAUCUCCCUCCUUUGAAAAAAAUAAAUACGAAUCAGGCAUCCACACUGGCUGCUGUUCCGUCAUCAGUUGGACAAGAUGAAGUUCCAAACACCAUCUCUGCGAAGAAGAUAAAGGAGAAGAAAACGACCCGGACUUUUACGGGUAAUCCGACACAGGUUCUCGACGACAUCAUCGCAAAAUCGAAAAUGACGCCGUCGACGGCGAGCGAAGCCAAACAAUGGCUCGCUGAAGUAUCGGAUUCCAUUCGAAACUUGGGUAUCGAACACUGCGCGUGCGCAGAUCUUCUACUCAUGUACGCGCGUACUCAGCGAUGGUUCACGCCUGAAAAGUUUGUCGGCUUCAUGUCGCCUCCCGUGCAGCUUCGCGAACACGAUCCAGGAUGUAAACAAACGGCGAGCAAAAUUUCUAUUCACGUAAAAAAUACACUUACGAAAAAGUAUCAGCCGCAUUACCCGUGGGGUCAAAUGUGCUCGUGGUUUAAACAAACAAUUUACGACCCGACUGCUUCUCUUUCCGCCGACAGACGAGGUACUCUGUCGUUGCCAGAUGUAGAAUCUGCGUACAACAACGGCGGCGCCUACGUGAAAACGGAUCGAAAACAAUUGUUCCGAAUUUUGCGAGAAAACGCGUCGAGAAAUUGGCCGACAACAAUGCAGUGGAGUUUUAAAAACUACGCUAAAAUGUAUGGCUCACCGUGGUUUGACGACGCUUUGCGAGAAACGCAAGCGGAUUUUGCUGCUUUGAAAGAAGGACAGGAGCAGGACAUGGGGAUGCGCGAGACCAAAGAACAGACGUUUGGAUUUUUAGACGAGGUCGAAGGAUUGAUGUCAACUGGUACGACAUCCUCUGUUGGUUUCGCGAGAACAUUUAGGAAGAAGAAGCGCGGUAAAACUAGUGCAGGAAUAGGGAAGCAUAAGAAGGAAACGGCGUCGGUGGCGAAGCCGGGGGCGCAACCGAAACAGCCUGGUCAGAACAACAACAAGAAGAAGAGAUCUUUAAACCAUUUGUACGCGAAAGGCCCAGAUGGGAAAGCGUUUAAAUGUGGCACUUGCAGGACUUGCUUGAACCCUAAGCUGAAGAAACGGUGCAUAAACACGCCGCUUUUGGAAGAUGUGGAUGUCGGCGAUGUCAAAGUGGAAGAUUUAGUACCAGGAGCCGUGGUGUAUGGGACGACAAUUGACUCUUUGAUGACGAUGCUGUGUUCAAAAUGCCAAAGCGGCGAUGACGAAGAGAAAAUGCUCAUCUGUGAUGGUUGCGACGGGAGUUUGCACACGUAUUGCGUCGGAUUAGAUGAAAUUCCCUCGUGUGAGCAUUGGUUUUGCGAUGCUUGCGCCGGAGGCCCGAAAGAAAAGGCGUUCUAUGAACGCAAGCGCACCGCGAUAUUACAGACGAAAGGACUUUUACCUAUUCCAAAGAAGGUGGCUGCGGUAACGACAACGACGAUAGCACCACCAACAACUGCAGAACCAGCAGCAGCGACACCACUACCACCACCGACAACAACAUUGGUAACGCCAAUUCUUCCUCUUUGUACCGCCACUUCUGCCGAUGCUAGUGUUGGUUUCACUACCGCCUCCGAAGAACCUAAACGCGAGAAUGUCGAAUAA
Molecule: messenger RNA, 4431 nt
Organism: Bathycoccus prasinos
Lineage: Eukaryota; Viridiplantae; Chlorophyta; Mamiellophyceae; Mamiellales; Bathycoccaceae
Exons: 1
Coding region: 1-4431 (1476 amino acids)
Molecular function (GO): protein binding
Source: RefSeq, a predicted model, not a curated record